CCCACGCCCUGGCUGGUGCCGGUGGUGGUCUCUUGUCCAUGGCUUUGACCUACCCGCUCAUCACCCUUUCCACCCGCGCCCAGGUCGAGAAGAAGAAGGCACACACCGGCACUCUCGCCGCCGCCAAGCGCAUCCUCGACCGCGAGGGUGUCGUUGGUCUCUACGCCGGUCUUGACAGCGCCCUGUUCGGCAUCACUGUCACCAACUUCGUCUACUACUACUGGUAUGAAUGGUCCCGUGACUUCUUCCAGCGCACCACCGGCAAGGCGCGCUUGAGCACCAUCGAGUCCAUGGCUGCCGGUGCCCUUGCCGGUAGCGCAACUGUGCUCCUCACCAACCCCAUCUGGGUCGUCAACACCCGCAUGACUGCGCGUGAGAACGAGGCCAAGGAGGGUCUUCCCGUCCAGGCUGGUGAGCAGAAGAAGGUUGUGCCCCCAGGCACCAUUGCGACCUUCGCCAAGAUCAUCAAGGAGGACGGUUUCCUCCGCCUCUUCGCCGGUGUGCUCCCGGCCUUGGUGUUGGUCAUCAACCCCAUCCUCCAGUACACCAUCUUCGAGCAGCUCAAGCAGGCUGUUGAGAAGCGAAGGAAGGUCAGCGCCUGGGACAGCUUCCUCAUCGGUGCCCUCGGCAAGCUCGCCGCGACCACCAUCACCUACCCUUACAUCACCGUCAAGUCGCGUGCCCACGUCGCGGCCAAGGGUGGCGAGAAGAUUGGCAUGACUGCCACUCUUAAGAAGAUCUACAAGGAGGAGGGUGUCGGCGGUCUGUACGGAGGUAUCGGACCCAAGGUCACCCAGUCGGUCAUCACCGCUGCCUUCUUGUUCUACUUCAAGGACGCCCUUUACGACAUGACCGUCAAGGCCCGUACCCGUCUCGCCCGCAAGUAGAGCGGUCUGGUGCACAUAAUCAGAACAUGUCAGAUUGCAAGAACCGCCACACCAACACGAUCAAGAGUGCUUCAAUGCACUUCUUUCGGAACAUCCUGUCUCCUGCGCGCUGCUGCGGAAGGACCAAGGAAAAGCCCCCAGAUCAAAUCGGGAUACACACGAUGACGUAUCCCAUAUUUCCCCCGCGAACAAAAUUGUAAAGCUUUUCGUGACCGGAGAGAGAGAGAAGGAGAAAAGACGAGAGAAGACCGCGGUCUUUGGAGAUGGAAGAAUGGAGGAUGAGAUGACAGUGAAAUGUAGAUAUGAUGGAUUUUGUAUUGGUUGCUCACUAAAUUUGUUAGAAAUUGUACAAGUUGUUAUCGAGCACUCAAAAACACCUUUUCUCACUCAAAAUUCAAUGAUCUACUAUAAGCUGUUCUCAAAUGGUGAACACUACAGCUCUAAUUCAUCGGAC
Messenger RNA from Dissoconium aciculare CBS 342.82, 1341 nucleotides. Its product is annotated as mitochondrial carrier. Bases 39 to 887 code for a protein of 282 amino acids. Gene Ontology annotation, molecular function: coenzyme A transmembrane transporter activity; ATP transmembrane transporter activity; FAD transmembrane transporter activity. The transcript is spliced from 4 exons. Gene Ontology annotation, cellular component: peroxisomal membrane. The record is from RefSeq and is a predicted model, not a curated record. NCBI's taxonomy places the organism in Eukaryota, Fungi, Ascomycota, Dothideomycetes, Mycosphaerellales, Dissoconiaceae.